AGAUCAGUUGCCGCUAGUGACGUCACGAGACCAAAGGUGCGUUCACGGACACAGCGGCUUCAGUUAGUCGUGCGACUUGGUAGUGACAGUAGCAAACGCUCAACAGGGAAGUAGAGGAUACGUCGCUGGGCUGAAGACCCAAAACAGAAAAGACGCUUUGGAAGUGUGCUUUGUAACAGAUAUUUACUCUGCAGAUGCCUGACUCCAGUCCUACUUCUACGAGCCAUGUCGAGCCCUCUUGCUGAUCUUUCUUAGAUGGCGACAUGCCAACGCCACACCAUUAUGUCAUCUUGAGCUCACACCGGCUUCCCUCUGAUACUCACUCACAUUCUUGAGUACCAUUAUGGCACCUGUUCCUCCAGGUAUCCGUCUGCUGGUGUCUUUCAACAGGGACCAAUGGUACAAAGCUCUGACCUUCAGCCUCACCUUCUUGCUUUACACCAGCUUCCACCUUUCCAGGAAACCAAUCAGUAUAGUCAAGAGCGAGCUCCACAGAAACUGUUCACAAGUCAUUGAAGGACCCACAAUUGUCUCCAGCAGCGACAAGAGUGACGGACAGAAGUUCUUUCUACAGGCUCUUCACACCAACAUGGACUGUAGUUGGAAGCCUUUUGAUAAAAACAAUUACAAACAGCUGUUGGGAGCCAUGGAUUACUCCUUCCUUUGUGCUUAUGCAGUGGGGAUGUAUCUCAGUGGUAUCAUUGGCGAACGCCUGCCGAUUCGCCUGUACUUGACCGUGGGUAUGCUGGCUAGUGGCCUUUUCACCUGCCUGUUUGGACUGGGCUACAUCUACAACAUCCACAGUCUGGGCUUCUAUAUCUUUGUACAGGUGGCUAAUGGAUUAGUCCAAACCACUGGCUGGCCCAGUGUUGUAACCUGCAUUGGCAACUGGCUUGGAAAGGGAAGGCGUGGACUCGUCAUGGGGAUUUGGAACUCUCACACUUCAGUGGGAAACAUCUUGGGUUCUUUGAUCGCUGGUUAUUGGGUUUCCUCCAACUGGGGCUUGUCCUUCAUCAUCCCAGGCCUCAUCAUUGCAGCCAUGGGUGUUAUCUGUUUCCUUUUUCUUAUUGAGCAUCCAAAUGACCUGAAAAGCUUGGACAGUGACAGUUGCUCUCCAGGAAAGAGUGUGCCAACUAAGACUUGGAAAGGAAUAAGAGCACACACCGAGAUGUUUCUCCAUUAUAAGGAUAAAAAAGCCCAGAGUUGUGGCACAGAACUUUUGUUGCCAAAGGAAGGCUCGCGUGUGCUCGUGCAGCCAGUUGUGGUGGUGAGGAGUGAGUCCGAGCCGUCUGCCAUCAGCUUCAUGGGAGCCCUACGUAUACCAGGUGUCAUUGAGUUUUCUCUUUGUCUGCUUUUUGCAAAGCUGGUCAGCUAUACCUUCCUCUUCUGGCUACCUCUUUACAUCACUAAAGCAGCUCACCUGGAUGCCAAGAAGGCUGGAGAUCUUUCCACCCUGUUUGACGUGGGAGGCAUAAUUGGAGGGAUAUUUGCCGGAGUAAUCUCUGAUAAACUCGGGAAGAGAGCCACCACCUGUGCAGUCAUGUUGCUGCUUGCUGCUCCUACACUAUAUGGCUUCUCAAUGAUCAGCGAGCUUGGUCAUGGACCAACCAUUGGAGUGCUUUUAGUAUGUGGAGGUCUUGUUAAUGGCCCUUAUGCACUCAUCACGACUGCUGUGUCUGCUGAUUUGGGAACCCACAAGAGUCUCAAAGGCAAUGCCAGAGCAUUGUCAACGGUCACUGCCAUUAUUGAUGGGACGGGGUCUGUUGGUGCAGCAAUGGGACCCCUGCUGGCUGGGGUGUUAUCUGCAGGUGGUUGGGAUCAGGUGUUCUACAUGCUCAUGACUGCUGACUUCCUUGCUUUACUGCUUUUGCUAAGGCUUGUGAUGAAGGAGUUGUCCUCAGCGAAAUCCCGACCCAUCUCUUCUGUAGAGUUGAAGGAGCACUGACCACUGAUUGCACUGCCUCAACACAGAAGUACCCAAACACAAAAGCACAUGUAAACAACUGACAAUACAACACAAUACGUACACCACUUGUCAUGUUGAAGUCACCCAGAACAGCACUUCAUUUCAGUCUGGGAUUCAACUUGUAAAAUUACGUUUACUUGUAAAUUUGAAAUUACAAGGCAACAUAUUUGGCAUUUUCACAACAUUACUACAAAUUUAGAUUAUCCAUUUUGGACAAAACAUUGAAACAUUUUGGUUGUUAUUUUUUUUAAUGAAAUUCACUUUUUUGCUGUAAUUUCACAGAACUGUGCUGCACGUGUAUUGACCAUUUAACCUUUUAAAACCACCAGAUGUCAGUACAGUCACUGCAGUACAGUACAGUACAGCGUGUAGCUGGGUUGCUUAUUGUAGUAACUGCUAUACAGUGCUUGGAUCGAUGAACAUGUACGAUACAUCCACGGCAACAGAGAAUGUCAGCUAAAAGCUCAAUAAAACCAAUUUUAGAAAAACGGAAAACAAUUCAAACCUUAAGCACAUUACUGCGCGUAUGUGGAAAACAAACAAACACAGAGGCAUUUUACAGUAGCACUCGAAAUUUUUACUUUCAUUGUCAUCCACAUUGAUCUUGUAGAUGCAGAGAAAACGAGCAUACUUGCCCUUUUUCGGGCCAGUGUUUUAAAGCCUUGGUUGUUAUGUUUUCCGAGCAGUUAAAGGACACUUUGUCCAAAUUUAGAAUUUUGUCCAUCAUGAACACAGACGUCUUACUCUUUUCUGUGUGUUCUAAAGAUAGAUAAAAAGAGACAGCUCAUUACUAUAAAGCCUUCUGAAAAAGCAAUCAAUGCUUAAUUAACACAUAAUAUGACAUGCAUGUUAACCAAGCUACAGUGAUGUUAUUAUUUACAUUGAUACGUCAAUCAAACUAUGUUACUGACACAUAGUAGACAAUUCACCAUACCACAUUGGCUAUCUACUCGCCGCCUUGCGACUUGUUUCACCACACACUUGCUCAAAGUGCCUCAGACCACUACCAAAAAGGUAAGGAUACAUUUUGUAGAUGUCACGAGGUGUAGGCAUUUCCUUCCUCGGAAGGAAGUUCAGAUAAUGCUUAAAAAAGGACCAAAAUACGGCAAAGUACUGUAAGAUUUAUCUAAGGUGAAUGUACCAUGUCACUACAUGGGUACAGCGUGUAUAUAAAACCAUAACUCCUUGUUGGUGUUUUAAAUAGCCGUCUUUGUAGGCAGCUUAGAUGUGUCUCAGUACAUCCAGUCUUGAGCUGUCUCUUUUUAUGUUUUUAUACCUUUAGAAUACACACAAAAGAGAGAGAUUUCAAAAUCUCAGAUUUCUUUUAGUACAAGGCUACUGCUUCUAAAAAAUGUUUUUGAAAGUCUAGAAAUAAUUAAAAUAAUUGUUUUUUUAAUUAUUUUUGUAAUUUUAAUUCUAUUGCUAUGAAAGUGAUUAUACUGUAACUCUCAUCACUGAAAGAACAACCCACACCUUAUCAAAUUGGAAAGUAAGGAAUGCAUUGUAACCCCUUUUUUAAGUCGGCCCCCUUUAUGUUGACAACACAGUUUUCAUCCUAGUACUAAACAGUGAGCACUUCAUUCGGCGUCAUCAUACGUGGUUGAGCGCUUUUUUUGACAUGGCAUUUGCGACCCAAAGGGUUAGACUUCUUAGCACAUUUAAAUUUUGCACAAAUUUUCAACAAAGUGCCGUAUGUUAAAAAAUCCUUUAUAUUUAUUGGUUCUCUCGACGUGAGUUAGUCAGUGUUCUAUUUUUCAUUACGUUCCUGAUCUGUUCUAAAGAACAGUGCAUGAGAUCUGCCUCCAAGGGAACUCUAGUCAGGGAAAAAUAUGUAAAUACCGAAUACGUUUGACCGAAAUAAACACUCCGAUGAUAUGCCUUGAAAAAUAGAGAUUCAUAAUUUUUGGCUGCAUUUGCACAAAAUCUUUGGGAGCAGCCGUGUAGUUUUACAUUAUUAGAACUGUGUGAAUGCUGAAGAUAUAUAUUACAUGUUAUUAAGCACCAAAAUGAAUUUAUUUAUCUUUCAAUUUACUCAUCCAGGAUGCAAAAUCCACAAAAACCCUUUGAUUUGGAGAAGUAUUACUUCUUCCACAUUUCUGAAAUGAUUACAACACCAAACCAUUCAGCUCAUUCGGACAUCUAUUUUGACAUUUGAAAAUGAUUGGGUUUUUUUCAAAUUUUUCAAACCAUUCAUGCUAACAAUAUUAAAAUUCCCCACUUUGUCUGUAAUUCCAUAUUGUCUGCACAGCAUUUCAGUUGACUUGCAGCCCUUCAGCAUUCACACACAGUUUAUCCAGAAAUUGCCUACUCUGAUUUGCUUUGAGAUUUCUUUGAAAAUGAAACCAAGCAGUGGCCUACUUAAAAUUGGCAAAAAUCUGUUCAUAUUUUCUGACAAAUGUUUACUGGCAUUGACCUUUAUAUACCUCAUCUAACUAGAGUACAACGAAUGAGUUAUAGACUAUAAUUGUGAGAAAACAAGGCGGCAACAAAACAUGUUUUAUUGUUUUUUUUUUUCAUUGUCGUGCUUGUGGGACCAGUGUUAAACAAGGUUUUAACUUUUGUGUUUAUUUUGAUGAAGAUAAAGCCUCAAUGGCAGGUCAGUCACCUGUUUUUACGGUGUAUCCAGAAAGUACUCGCAGCACUCCAUUUUAUGUCACAGCCUUAUUCCAAUUUUAUUUCCAUCUACACAUAAUAAUCCACGGUUUUUGCAAAUGGAUUAAACAUGUACUUUGCUGAAUGCUAAAAAUUGAGCUUAGGCGCAUCAUGUUUACACUGAUCCUCCUUGGGGGAGGCCCAGCGGUCAAUUCACCCCCUGUUUCAUGUGAUCACGUCUGAGCAGAAUGGGGACGCGAGUAUCCCACCUGUAGAGGGCUCCCAUUUGCCACACAUAUUGGAGGAAAUGACCUAGACCACAAAUACAUGGUACAAUUUUUUUACAUUAUUUUUUCUUUACCCCUCACGUCUCCCCCACGAGAAUCCAGCCCUGGGCAAUUGUCUAUGUGACCCAUCGCUAGAACCUCCACUGGUCGGGAUUGUUUCCAGGCAUCAGACUGGGGAGGGGUACAGAAACAUUUUUGCCUUUUUGAAGGAAAAAAAAAGUGAAAAAAUGAAAUGCUUUGAAAACUUUCUGGAUGCACUGUAUCUGCUUUACAUGACUAUUGAAAAAGAAAACCCAUAAAACGCUUAAGUGUCUGCAGUGAAACACAAAUCUCAGUUCACUGUCAUUUGAAUUCAUUUAAAUGUUCCACAUGGCAACAGUAACUAAAGCUGUUAAGCACAAUAUCCCCAAAUGAACACACAGGAAAGUCAGUAAAGGGACCUAAAAUUGAGCCUUGUUGCACCCCGCAUGAUGGAGGAGUAGAGGAGGAGUUUCUGACAUUUUAUUUGUUCAACUCUUGCAACAUUUUUGUACUUGGGUGUGUCAAAAUACUGUAUGUAUGAGCUAGGGUUGGGCGAUAUUUAAUACCGGUAUAGAUUCUAUCAAUGAUAAGAAAAUUACGGUAUAAGUGAUGAACGUAAGCAAGUUGAAGUUGAUGACCGUGAAUGAAAUGCUGUCAUUAGGACAAAAUCAUUAUAAACACUGAACAAUCCCCUCCCAACCGAAACAAGUUGAAUUGGCGAUAAACGUCAGCUGAAUCUGACGUGUGCAAGCUAGCAGGGUUUUAGCUUGCGUGGUUGUAAAGUUAGCCAAUUUGUUACCAAUAAAUAAAUGUGCUUUACAAUUUGAAAAAACAAGUGUAUUUCAUUAUAUGCCUUAAGGUUUGUAGCUUUUUAUACAAGACUCUGCUGAAUAAAAAUUUUAGAUCGUUUUAUAUCGUCAUAUCACUAUAUAGCCUAAAAAUAUAGUGAUAUACGUUAUGAUCCAUAUCGCCCAACCCUGGUAAGAACUAAGGCUGUCAAGCCCCCAAAUGUUGUUGCAGGUUUUAUGUAGAAUAUGUGUUAAAGAGUAUAAAAAAGUUCACCAAAGAGUUUUGAUUGUCAUUAAGAAAACCCCUAUUUGUCACUUUGUAGAAUAAAGCACUAUAUAUGUAUUUGUCUCCAUUAAAAAUGGACAUUAUUGAAUUAAAACAAAUGAAAACCGGACAACACUUUUAAUGAAACUUAAGUGUUGGAUAACAAUAGGUACUGUCUAUUUUUAAUAUAAUAUAUGAAUGUUAAAUUUGGGGAUAAUUGCCUUCAAUGGUGGUAGCACUGAGACAAGUGUGUUUCUUAGCUGUAUUUAAUGCAUGUUAAUGGUGGGCCUUCUGUUGAAACUGUGUGCCUUUUUGGUCAUUUUACAGGCAGUCGAUAAUAAAAAAAAAUGAAA
This is a messenger RNA of Doryrhamphus excisus (bluestripe pipefish), 6272 nucleotides long. RefSeq names its product solute carrier family 37 member 1 (gene slc37a1). Gene Ontology annotation, molecular function: glucose 6-phosphate:phosphate antiporter activity. Gene Ontology annotation, cellular component: endoplasmic reticulum membrane. NCBI's taxonomy places the organism in Eukaryota, Metazoa, Chordata, Actinopteri, Syngnathiformes, Syngnathidae. Gene Ontology annotation, biological process: phosphate ion transmembrane transport; glucose-6-phosphate transport. The record is from RefSeq and is a predicted model, not a curated record.